Messenger RNA from Penicillium psychrosexuale, 1668 nucleotides. Its product is annotated as Hsp70 family protein. The record is from RefSeq and is a predicted model, not a curated record. Lineage: Eukaryota; Fungi; Ascomycota; Eurotiomycetes; Eurotiales; Aspergillaceae. Bases 1 to 1668 code for a protein of 555 amino acids. The transcript is spliced from 12 exons. Gene Ontology annotation, molecular function: ATP-dependent protein folding chaperone; ATP binding.
AUGGCGAUCGCAGAGGAGCGACCAAAACUCAUAGUGGGUGUUGACUUCGGAACAACAUUCAGCGGCGUUGCCUGGGCAUUGGAAGACUGCCCUGAUGAUAUUGAGCUCAUUCAGACAUGGCCAGGUGGUGGCAAUAUCACAAGCCAGAAAGUCCCAACGUUGUGUUCCUACGACGACAGCCGAAUGCAAUGGGGUUAUCAGACUAACCGGUCAAUUCAUCCGGGCAAGGAGCAGCGACUCAUCCAAGGAGUCAAGCUCUUGCUGGAUGAAAUCGGCCACGCUCAUGAUGUCUUGACGCGUCGCUUUGGUACUGCGCUGCAAACUAUGGACUUGGAAUACAUCCUUACUGUCCCCGCUGUUUGGUCUGAUAAAGCUAAAGAUCUUACUAUGCAGGCAGCUCACCAGGCUGGCAUAUCUGCUGCGAAUUUGAGACUCUUGUCUGAACCGGAGGCGGCUGCAGUCUGUGCAAUUCGGACAAUUCAACCGAAUACAAUCGCAGAAGAUGACUGCUUGAUUGUCUGUGAUGCUGGGGGUGGAACGGUCGACAUAAUCACCUAUCGCGUCAAACAAAGCGACCCGUUGACAUUCGAGGAAGCCACAAAGGGAACUGGUGCUGUUUGUGGCUCAGUGAUGUUAGACGAGAGAUUUGACGCACUUAUCAAAAGCAUCAUCGAGAAGCAGUUGCAUAAACCGCUCCCCCAGUCUACUGUCAGGGCGGCACGAAAGUAUUGGCAAGACUACAUUAAGCCUGGGUAUACAGGUCCUCUCGACGACGAUGAGAUGUGUGACGUAGGAUAUUGGAUCCCAGUUCCUGGAGUAUCGGGUAUCUCAAAUAUCGAGCUCAGUGAGGGGCACUUAUAUCUAGACAGAGAUCAAGUGAAAGGCAUCUUCGAUCCUAUUAUCAAGCAGAUUGAGAAUCUCGUCGCCGAGCAAAGAACGAGCGUCAAGGCAGCAGGUCUUUCGACCAAGGCUAUUAUUCUGGUCGGGGGCCUUGGAGCCUCGGGGUAUCUCUUCAAGCGUCUACAGGCUGCUUUCAACGGCAUUCAAAUCAUGCAGCCCCCAAAUGCGUGGUCUGCUGUUGCUCGGGGCGCGGUCAUCCGUGGUCAAGAAGGGAAUCAAGUAGAGAGCCGCAUUGCCCGAUGCAGCUAUGGAAUUUCAAUGAACACCAAGUUUAACCCCGAAAUACACCGCGCAGAUGAGAAUCUCAUGUGGUGUCCAUAUGAAGAAGUAUGGCAAGUGCAUAAGCGCAUGAGAUGGUAUAUCCUCAAAGUGAGUAACCUGCCACUUCUACUGGGUAUUUUUGAAGAGAUUUUGAGUGCUGACUUGAGGGACUUUGAGGGAAAACCCGUGGCUGAGAGUGAGCCGAUAAGAAUGCGCUUCUACCGUGUGGUCGGCCUUGGGCAAUCUUUGGUAUUUCAGGACUCAUUGCAGUUUUGCCAGACGAACACAGCCCCCGAAACGAUGGAUUCCAGUGUCGCGAACCUGUGUGGGGUGGAGGCAGAUCUGAGCAGAAUCCCGAGGGAGCUUUUUACAAAGAAAACGAACUCCAAAGGUGAAGAAUUUUACCACAUCGACUAUGAUUUGGUUCUAACGCCAACUUCCGCAUCGUUGUUGUUCGACCUGCAAUUCAACGGUGUCUCCUACGGGAGCGUGAGAUCUCGCUACUGA